Molecule: messenger RNA, 4272 nt
Organism: Paramuricea clavata
Lineage: Eukaryota; Metazoa; Cnidaria; Anthozoa; Malacalcyonacea; Plexauridae
Source: the annotation of a GenBank genome assembly
AAAAAAGUUAAAAAAUUGUAAAAGUUCGUAGUGGUUUUACUGUAACAAGCAGACAACGCUUCAUUGAGGGUUGAAUUUCAUCGGCUUUUUGGCCGGCUACGGGCCGAAAUCUUUGCGUUUCUCUUGUACAACAUUGACAACGUGUGUCGCAGAAAGAGAAAGAAAUUAUGAAACUCGAAGAACUCAUUGAAAAAUUACAUGCUCUCUUCGCUGAAAAAGAAGUAAAUAUUGAUGUCGUAAAACACGUAAUGGAAUCUUAUGAGUCCAACUUGGACGAUUGGGGGAAGUAUGCGUAUUUCAGUCCUCACAGGUGAAGAAAAAAAUUUAACAAAAACCUGUUAAAAUCGUAAUAUCUGUGCUUGAUAUUAUAUGUCUGAUAUUUGUCUCUGCUUGAUAUUAUUCAUUUAUUCUUAUUUGCCAUUUGUUUAUUAAUUGUUUCCGAUGUAGAUAUACCCGAAAUUUGGUUGACAGAGGAAAUGGGAAAUUUAACUUGAUAUUAUUAUGCUGGGGUGAAGGACAGGGAAGGUAUAUAAAUAAUAGUUGAAGAUACAGAGGCAAUGAAACUUGCAAUGCAUUUUCAGAUACGCAGCUGUGUUAUUAAAAAAACUAUAUUUACCCUCCCAGCACUUUCAAUAUGCAAUAAUAUACUCUUAUAAGGAAUGAAAAAAUGUCAGGGAAAAUAUUGGCUGAAUAAAUAGUGCCAGUGGCUCUGUGGCUGUUGCUCAGAAUAUUCCAGCAACUUAACUUGAUUUGUUAGAAAUUGAGUUGCAAGUUGCAACAGCUCCGGACAGGAAAAUGUAAUGACAAAAAUGUAAAUAUUUUUAUUCAAUAUAUAUUGGUGUCUGGUGGUACUGCAUGAUAAAUUGAACCUCUUGAAUGAUGUUAAAAUGGAAGGUCAUUAUACAUAUUAUAUUACAAUUGAUAUAUUCAUUUUCAUCUUAUCAUAUUACGGAGUGAACAAUAACACAACAUAACAUAACACUUGCAAACCUUGUAUAGUUCGAUGCUGAAUGAAUAUAAAACAAGUAUGUUUAUGUCAUUCAGUAUAUAGUUCAUAAUUUCCAGUCUUAAAUCCGUCUGACCAUGUAGCUCAAUUGGUAGAGCCUCGAUCUUGUAAUUCAAAGGUCGCGGGUUCAAGACCCAGCCGCGGUAGACAAUAUCUUUCUGCUUGCGCCGGGUAUGGAAAUUAUGAAUUACACACUGGAGAACAUUUUCAUACUGCUGAAAAAUACUGCAAAACGGCUUAUGACCCAGGCCCCAAUAGUUUGACAACCCUGUUCUUGACCUGGAAUGUCUAUCUUUAGUGGUGUGCAUGACCAUUCUGGCUCGCAUUGUUUCAUGAAGAUAAUGGAAGGACAACUAAAAGAGACGUUAUUUGCCUGGCCUCAUGAUCCGAGUGUUGAAGAACAACUUACUGAAACUGCCACCAAUAUUUAUAAAAACAAUGAAGUUACAUACAUUUGUGGUAAGAUUUAAUAUUUCAAAUCUUUUCACCUGUGUUGAAUCUUGAUAUAAUUUAUCAAUAUUGAUCAUAUUUGCCAAUAUUAAAUAACAAAACUUCUGUUGGUAGAGAUGUAACUACCUGAAAAAACCGAGGAGAUAUUUGACAUUUCGAGCACAGAUUACUUACAUACAGAGGUCCCACCUCUGUGGGAAAACUGUAAGGUAGUUUUUACCAAAAUAGCUGGUGGCCAUGUUCUUAGCAAGUGUCCUAAAGAGAGGCAUUCACUCCCCUGGAACAUUAAAUUUCAAUAUGUUUUCAGGGGGGUGACUGCCUCUCUUUAGGACAGGCUAAAGUAACAUGUAGUGGGACCUCUGUAUGUACUUACUCUGUAUGUGUUUCGAGCGAAGGCCCUUCAUCGAGAAGUUAGUAGCGGGGUCAUGAGAAUUACAUGAGCUUUUGCACUAGUGAAUGUAAAAGUGAUCAUGUGACAAAAAAUAAACCAAUCAAAUGGAUUUAGUCAAAACAAAGUGUAAAAAAAAGUAAAUCACAUUACAGAAUAUAUUAAUACAAAUAUACAGAAAACUAAAACAAUUAUAAAAAUAACUGCUAAGCUUAAAGAUUGCUGAUUAUUGGCCUCUACAUAUUGCAUCACUCUGUUUUUACUUUAUUAUAAGAAAGCUGCGGAUUGAUGGAUUAUAAAAUCCUAAAAAAUUCUUUCAAUUCCCUAGAAAAUAUAGUUUUUAAAAGAAUUAAAACUAUUUCCUGAAUUAAAUACGAAUUUAAUAUGAUACAAAGCUAAUAUUUAUGUAUUAAUCUGCUGAACAAUGGAAUUGCAGGCUUUGCUUGCACUGUGUGCCCACAGCAUUUGUACCAGCAGAGACACAGUAGACACUGCAUAGACAGUUCUGGUUUAUGAACAGUAAAUAUUAGACUAGAAAAAGCCUUCAUAUUACUUUAAUUUGUUGUUUUGCUUGUUUUUAAUAAGAUUAUAUAUAAGCUUACUAUGCAAUGAUAUUAAUUAAAAUUGAAAAAAUGGUCAUUAUUUUUAUUGCAUUUAUUGCAAUAUUAUCGAAUAUCGUGAUAAUUUCCUUGGCAAUAAUCAUGAGAUGAUUUUUUUAAUAUCGCCCAACCCUACGUUUGAGAUUACUUCAUCAAGGCAUUAAUUUAUCGUUUACAGAUCAGAUUGGUCUUCACCGUGUUGAGAAUGAAAGCCAUUCAAAUCGUGCUGCUUCGCUUCAUCUGUAUUCGCCACCAUUUGACAUUGCACAGUCGUUCGAUCAACGAACAGGCAAAGCUUUCGAAUGUCACGUCACAUUCUACAGUGAAAAUGGGGAAAUUAGCAAAUAAGAAAUGGAGAAAUUUAAAAGGAAUGAAUUGUCCAGGUAAGAAAAAUCUUGUCUAUUGAACCAAAAAUGUGUCUAUUGAACUAAAAAUCUUGUUAACCAUAGUAGACAGUCUAUUACUACAUAUAGAAUAAUAUAUACUUGAUAUGGUGCAUUGCCUGUUUCUGGUUUAACAUUAUAUAAAACUCAUGAUUUUUUCUGUGUUGGUGUAAUGUACUCAGGUGAAUACGAUGCUUGUGAUGUUACUCUGAGUGUAUAUCCACACCGGGCAAGCAUGUGGAUAUACACUCAGAGUAACAUUUUCAAGCUUGCCCAGUGUGGAUAUACACUCAGAGUAACAUCACAAGCAUCAUAUUCACCUGAGUACAUUACACCAACACAGAAAAAAUCAUGAUUAUUAUUAGAUAACAUUGAUAUCGAAGGAACUAGAUUCUAUUCCAAAAUAUCACUUACUCGACCAGGCCGCGCAGCUCAGUUGGCAGAGCAUUGGGGCUAGUAUUCCAAAGGUCGUAGGUUCAAUUCCCACCGUGGUCAGGCAUAUUUUUCAAGCUUGCCCGGUGUGGAUAUACACUCCGAGUAACAUCACAAGCAUCAUUAUAUAAAACUAUUCUUUUUGAAAUUGUUCUAAAAUAUUAUUUUUUUUAAAUUUUAGAUUAAUGUUGGCAAGUUUCGCAGUAUGGCAGUCUUUAUAUGAACUAUAUGAACUAAUAUUUUUAUUUAAAAUAAUAUACCACAUGGACAUAUUUAUAUUAUAACCCUAUACGUACUCACCAUAGAAUGUGUAACCUUUCUUAAAAAACUCAUUAAUAGUUAAUGAGCAAAGUACAAAAGAAAUGAAUGUUUAAUCAAUGUUUGUAAAUCGGAUAAAGAUUUGUCCUGAUUUACAUAAACUUCAGCUUUGAAUUUCUCGGCUUAGACAAUGUUUAUUUUAAAAAUUACUUCGCCAAUGAACUCAUAAAAUGGGUCGUUUUUUAGGCACGUUAAUUAAAACAUUCACAUCCGAUCUUUAUCUAGUUUCAUAAACUAGUUUUUCGUAUCUCUGAGGAUGGUUCUGAAAUAGAUCUUUAUCUGAUAUACAAACUCUCGCUUUCAGAUAAAGAUUGGCUGCUAAUGUUUUAACUAGUACAUAAAGCAUGUACCGGGUGGCCCAAAAAAAAGUACUCCUGUUUGAUUCGUAAUAACAUCUAAACAAGUAUAGCUUUUAAAGAGAAAUAACUUGCAUCAAAUAGAGGAAGGACUAACUUAGACUUUGAUAUAUUACAGUUGUAUUUCACUUAAAAAUUCACGGAGAUAUUAAUCUUUAAAUUCGGGAGGAUAUUUCUGGAUGUGUCUGAAAUAUGCAAAAAUCGGCGUAUCAAAUAUUAAUCAAGAUUUGCCCGACUGAAACAUGCACUAUUACCAGUAAAUAAAUGACACUUGACAAAUUGUUUAUUAUGAAACAAAGUAUUAUUAUAUCUACAAAAUACAACCAAGAUUCAUUCGUCC